Molecule: messenger RNA, 2681 nt
Organism: Patella vulgata (common limpet)
Lineage: Eukaryota; Metazoa; Mollusca; Gastropoda; Patellidae
Product: polycystin-2-like
Exons: 4
Coding region: 47-1990 (647 amino acids)
Cellular component (GO): membrane
Molecular function (GO): calcium ion binding
Source: RefSeq, a predicted model, not a curated record
UCGAUGACAUAUGAGCUUAUUUAGCACGUGUAUGCGUUUGUUCUGAAUGUUUCAGGUAGCCGCCAUAGCCUUUGCAUUUGCAAUACUGCUGAGGAAUCCGUACAUAAAACAACAAAAGUUAGAUCUUUCAGUUUUACAAACAGAAGCAGAAAAACGUGCCAAGAAUUCUGAAGAUUUAAAUAUUGAACUACCACCCCCUGUAUCUGAUGACGAAUUACGAAGAGCACGACGUCGCAAUGAACAGGAAUCUAAAGCCUACGGUGUAUUUGUAGAGAUUAUUAUUUACACACUGUUCAUCCUAUCGUUAUUUACAAUCGGUUAUGGUAACAGAGAUACAUUAUCUUACCAAUUUAAACAUCACAUGGAAACAAGACUCUUUACAAAUCGUUUUGAUAAAAUCAUCAACAGAACCCAUUUCAUGGCGUGGACUAAAUAUAAUCUACUUCCCGAAGCGUUUGCUACUUAUAAUUUUAAUGGUGGUUUGCUAAACUGGAGGGAAAAACUUUUCUUUUCUGACAUGGCAAACUUUCGAGUUGGUCCCUUGAGAAUUCGACAGAUCCGAACUAAGGAAAGGCCUGCGCCAGAUUUAGGAUUACUUUUUGGGAAAAAAUUUGGAGGUCUUUUAGGCAAUCGUUCUUACUACUGGUCCUAUACUGGGGAUCACGAAGAUACAAAUGAUUAUUGUAUAGGAUGGAAAACACCCCCAUGUAGCAUAGAGGAUAAGGCUACCAGCAUUACUGUACCUGCCUGGGAAUAUACAUCUUCGGGCGAGGCUUGGGGAUUACCAGUUACCGGUAACAUUGAUAUAUAUGGUGGUGGAGGGUACUUUUUUGAUAUGGAUAUCAAUUAUGAUGCCUCGGUUAACAUGUUUAAUCAGCUAUAUGAUAAUCUGUGGCUCGAUCGUCAGACUCGGGCAGUUUUUGUCGAGUUCUCGUUGUACAAUGCUGACUCAAACCUCCUGAUCGUGGUGCGUAUUAUAGCAGAGUUCCCCGAAUACGGAGGAACUGUGAAAUGGCAUCAUAUAAAUACUCUUAGAAUAUUCCAACAUGUCACAGCCAUGGGAUUAUUUGUCAUCGCGUGUGAAAUUGUUGUGUUUAUAAUUAUGAUCAUUCUAACCGGCAUGGCUGUCAAAGGGAUAAAGAAAGAUAAAUGGAAUUACUUCAAAGAUUUUUGGCACAUUAUUGAUGUCCUGAGUAUAAUCAUCGCUAUAUUUGGCUUCACUAUCUUUGUUCUAAAGGAAGUAUAUCUUAGUAGAACCUUGUCCAAAUUUAAAGAAAAUCCGAAAAAGUUUGUUAAUUUCGAGCACGUUGUCUGGUUUGAUUUUGCGUUCGUCGUUGCUGUUGCAUUUCUGCUAUUUCUAACCACGCUUGGCAUGCUGCGUGUUUUGGGAUAUAAUAAAAGAAUAACAAUCAUUGCAUCUGUUCUCAAACGUGCAGCAAGAGAUCUGUCAGGAUUUGGAACUCUAUUUGGGAUCAUAUUCCUGGGAUUCGUAUCUACAGGAUAUGUUCUCUUUUACAGCCAUAUUAAUGAAUUCAGAACAUUAUUUGAUGUCAUCACAACACUGAUAACGUAUACUCUUGGUAAAAAUCAUUUGGCGGAAAUGCUUAUGGUUUCCCCAUCAAUAGCACCUAUUUAUUUUGCACUUUUUGUAUUUUUUGUCACUUUUGUUUUGUUAACAAUGUUUCAAGCUAUUCUUAAUAUAGGCCUUGUAACUGUUCGAGAGAGUUUAAAAUCUGACGAACAACCGUUUGGAAUAGUGGAUAUUCUUUUGGGUAUCUACAGAAGUGUGCUUACAGACUGGUUUCCAGACAGCUGGUCAAAAUCAAAUGACAAAGAAAACGAUGACGAAAGUAGGAACGUUCAAAGUAAAAACGACGAAGAAAGUGGCAAAACCAAAAGUAAAAACGACGAAGAAAGUAGGAGAACCCAAAGUAAAAACAUGGGUUCUGUGGAUUACAACGCCGAGAAACGCAUGUUCUUUAUUGAUUAAACUACAUAAUACAUAUUAUUCUAAGAAUCCCAAAGUGUAUGUUAGCAGCUAGAUUUCCCUAAAUGCGACAAUCCGCUAUAAAAGAGUGGUGUAGCCUACAAGGUGCUUUAGUAACUAUAACGCAGAUUUGUCUUUUUUCUUUUUGUUUACCAAAAAGGGCCUUAUAUUUAUAUUACUUCGCGAGCCGGUACUAGAUUUACGAAUACGUUUUAUAAAUAAAUAUGAAGGUCUCUUAGGUAAUCCUCCCUGUUUUUACUAUGACAGUAGACCUAUUGGCACAACACAUAAAUAAGUCAUUGUCCCGGACUCUGCAGACCUCCCGCUGGACCUUCUCAGAAAAUGUAGGUGUAUUGUUUCUUUGUCUUUAUUAUCGAACAUCAGUCAAAUAGUAGUUGUAAAAGUAGGCCUAUGUUAUUUUUUUUUCUUGUGGACAGUAUUCAUAACUGAAAAGCUGUGAAUAUACUAAUAAUACUAUACUAUACAUAUAUAUAUAAUACCAAACAAGAAUUUGAUCGGAAUCUUAGUUUGUAGAUUAUGACAGAUUCGUUAAUAAUACCAAUUAUAAUGCAGUAGGCCUAUUUUGACCAAUUUAGCUACUUGGUUUCAGUACAAAUUCAUUUGUUAUGUGAUGUUUCUCCGACUAUAAUAUUUACAUAAAAUGUGGUAUUGAUAUAUUUGUAGAAUAAAUAAU